AUGAAGGCCUCCAAAAAUCCUCAACCUAUAUCAGCUUCCCAUGACGAGAAUAUUCCCUCAGUUGACACUAUGUCAGCCGACGAGACACACACGGCAAAGGGUCUAAUCGUCGGUGGAAAGUACCGGAAUGAACUUUCAGAAGAGCAGACCCAGCAUUACGACAGCAGCUUAUUGCAAGAGGUGGACGUGGAUCUUCCCCUUACAGCAACAAGGCCUGUGCAGCACGAUGGCCGAGAAUACAUCGUGCUGGACUUCGUGGAUGGAGACAAACAGAACCCCUUCAACUGGAGUAUAGGCCGAAAGGCCUUCAUCAGCAGUCAGCUUUGCCUCAUGACACUUUUCAUCGGUCUCGCCACAACAGCAUACAGUUCCGGAAUUUCACGCAUGGCAGCGGAUCUAGGGACAACAGAAGAAAUUGGAAAGCUUGGUCUUUUCACCUUCAACUUUACAUGUGCACUUGCUCCUCUUUUCCUCGCUCCCUUCUGCGAGCUGGCCGGUCGACGAGUUGUCUAUGUCGGUGCCUACGUUUGCUUUUGUCUUAUGUUCAUCGGUCUCGCUCUCGGUAAGAACAUCGCCACAAUCCUAGUAUGUCGUGCUCUGCUGGGUUUGUUUGGUUGUGUUGGUACAAUUCUUGUUGGUGGCACUUUCGGUGAUAUGUAUAUACCGGACCACCGUGCUAUCCCGAUGGCUUGUUUCUCCUUUAUUGCCAUUCUCGGUACAGUCGGUGCGCCCAUCUACGCCGGAUUUAUCGACCAGGCUCUCGGCUGGCGCUGGCUCGAGGGUAUCCAGGGUUUGGCGAACAUCCCCCUUGGUAUUAUCAUCAUUUUUUGCCUGCCCGAAACCCGUGGUAGUGUAUGCCUAAGCAAACGUGCGAAGGCAAUCCGCCAGGCCACCGGCAAUGACAAUUUCGUGACCUUCAAUGAUAUCGAAGCCCCUGGGCUCAAACACAUGUUACACAACUCCUCUGUUAAGGCCGUGAAGAUGCUCUUCACCGAGCCCGUCGUCUUUGCCUUCGGUCUUUGGAUCAGUUUCGCCUGGUUCCUGGCCUUCCUCUUCCUGUCCGUCAUUUCAAUUACCUUCGAAGAGAAGCGCGGCUGGGGCGAAGGAGUCGGAGGUCUUCCCUAUAUUUCUCUCUGCCUCGGAACCACCAUCGGCUUCGGGUUCCACUUCUUGCAAAUUCGCAAAUACAACUCCAUUGCCUCCAAUCCGAACGUUGAGGUCUCACCCGAAGAUCGGCUGUAUGGUGUCCUAUGGGGAGCCGUCUGGCUGCCGAUCGGAUUAUUUGUCUACAGCUUCACCCAGUACAAGGGUCUCCACUGGAUGGGUCCAAUCGUCGGAUUGGCUCUCAUCACCAUCGGUAUCUUCUUCAUUUUCGAGUCCUGCUACAGUUAUACGGCCGAUUGUUACGGAGAACACUCUUCUUCUGCCAUUGCUGGUCAGGGUUUCAUGCGCAACACACUCGGUGCUGUGUCGCCUUUGUUUGCUUCCCAGUUCUUCCACAACGUGGGUAGUCAGUACGCUGGGUUGAUAUUGGCAUUGGUGGCGACGGUCUUGACGUUUAUUCCGUUCAUUCUGUAUAAGUUUGGCCCUGCACUGCGUGCGCGCUCUAGACUUGCCUCUGCCACUGUGAACGGCACCAAUUAA
Molecule: messenger RNA, 1644 nt
Organism: Penicillium roqueforti
Lineage: Eukaryota; Fungi; Ascomycota; Eurotiomycetes; Eurotiales; Aspergillaceae
Exons: 1
Coding region: 1-1644 (547 amino acids)
Biological process (GO): transmembrane transport
Molecular function (GO): transmembrane transporter activity
Source: RefSeq, a predicted model, not a curated record